CAUAUUGAAUAGUUUUUAGUCGUCGAUUGAACAUUUGAAAAAUGUUUCUUCUUCAUCAACUCUAACCUAACCUAACCAAUUGGUUGCCCUUCGGUGAUAAUAAUAAUAAUAAUAAUUUUCUCAUCAUCAAACAAGUUUGUCGUUUGAGAUUGAUCUAUCAUCAUCGAUUUUCGAUCAAUCAAUAAAAAAUGUGUUCUUCAUUCUUGAAUUAUUUUUGGCCAUUUUUUUUCUCUUCUCAAACUAUCAUCACUGUCAACAACAACAACUAUGACCGAAUCUAAGGUCAUGACUGCCAAAACUGCCGGCUUUUUCCAAUAUAAACAACAACAACAACAGUCAUCAGUAUUUUUCAAAUUUCCAUUUUUCAGAAUAAUAUCCAGAAUAAUCCAACAGCAGAAUGCAAUCAUCAAUUUCAUUCCAUUUGUUAUCAUUCGUUUAUGGUGUAAAAAUAGUCAACUAUUACGACUGCAACGACAACAACAACGAGGACGAUAUUGUCCAUUAAAUGGUCGACUAAAGAUAAUAAUGGCCAUUAUUUCAUUGAUAAUAAUAUCUAUUUUAUGGCCAUUAUUAUUCAAUCAAUCAGCCAACAAUUUAUUUUCCAUUAUUAUACUAGUCCAUGCUCAACCACAAUUCAGCAAUAAUCAACCAUCAUCAUCACAACAAAAUUAUAUUGAAUAUAAUCUAGCCGAUUAUUGUUCAAAAGAAACAUGGUCCGAUUAUCCUGGUCGUCAUCUAAUUCGUUUGGAAAAAUCAUUAAAAAUACGUUUACCAUCCAUAUUGGAUUUUCAAUUUAAUGAAACACAUCGUCAACGUAUGGGUUUUUAUCGUCCUGGUUUUUAUCCAAAUCCAAAUCCAAUGGAUAAUCACCAUAAUCAUAAUCAUAAUCACCAGCAACAACAUAAUCAGCAACAGCAACCAUCAUUUGUACCAUAUUGUCUGCUUAGUUUUACUGUUGAUUAUGGUCAUCGUAUUUAUGCUGAAGGUCUUGCCACUGAAUUGAUUACCGGUGGUAAAGAAUGGUUUACGGAAACAUUACAUUUUUCUCGUCGAUCAUCAUCAUCAUCAUCAUCAUCGAUGGGUCUACAAAAUACACCAGAAAUCGGUACAUUCACCAUAUCGACAACAAAAAAUUCAUUAACACUAGUCUUUGAACAAUUACAUUUGGGUCCAUUUAGUUUUCAUCUAAUUUUAACACCAUUUCGUGAUGCAAAACCAGAAUUUAUAUUCGGUUGUGAAAAUGAACAUGAAUAUAAAUGUACAAAUGAACGUUGUAUAGCAAAAUAUUUAGCUUGUGAUCAUCAUAAUAAUUGUGGUGAUUAUUCGGAUGAACAUGUUGGUUGUAUGUCACGUGUACCAUCUACUAUACGGCCAUUAUUAUCACCAUCAUCAAGACAACCGGAAUUUAUUCCACCAGAUGGAAGAGAUAACAGUGGACAAAUAACAGAUAAUUUACCCGAUCGACCACCAACAUCAAAAUUACCAACAUUCCCAAUCGAUAUUGAUCAUACAUCAUAUGAUGGUGGUGGUGGAUCAUUUGAUAGUGAUACAAUACCAGAAUAUUUUGAUAUUCCAUUUCCUGGUCGUGAUAAAACAACUAAUGGACCAGGAACAACAACAAUAUUUCAUAAACCUAAACCAAUGAAUGGUUUUCAUGGAACUGAUGUUCAUACUGGUGGUGGUGGAUUUCUUGGUGAUCUUUUUCGUUUCGAUUCUGAACAUACAUCAAAUGUUGUUAAAGUUGUUCGUUAUCUUCUUGCUUUAUUGCUUAUUAUCAUAUUGGUUACGUUGAUUAAUUUUCUAAUAUGGUGUUUGAUUACUAAACGUGAUCAAUCAUUUAUAGCCGCAUCACCACCACCACCACCACCACCUGUUGAAGAAUCUGGUAGUCCAAUACCUCAAUCACUUAGUGGAGCACCUUCACCAUCAUUAUCACAACAGCAUCAACGACAAUUACCACCGAUAUCUGUCAUUUCGGUAUGAUCAUUCAUGUUGUUGUUGUUGUUGUUUGUAAAUACGAAGAAGAAACUUAUUCUAAAAACGAAAAAAACAAAAGAAACUUAUUAAUUAU
Molecule: messenger RNA, 2071 nt
Organism: Dermatophagoides pteronyssinus (European house dust mite)
Lineage: Eukaryota; Metazoa; Arthropoda; Arachnida; Sarcoptiformes; Pyroglyphidae
Molecular function (GO): protein binding
Source: RefSeq, a predicted model, not a curated record